Molecule: messenger RNA, 2603 nt
Organism: Talpa occidentalis (Iberian mole)
Lineage: Eukaryota; Metazoa; Chordata; Mammalia; Eulipotyphla; Talpidae
Gene: FOXRED1
Product: FAD dependent oxidoreductase domain containing 1
Exons: 11
Coding region: 60-1520 (486 amino acids)
Cellular component (GO): cytoplasm
Molecular function (GO): oxidoreductase activity
Source: RefSeq, a predicted model, not a curated record
GUCAGGGUGCGCGUGGUUUACAGGUUGAGCGCUGCUCCGGUAGGGGCCAAGCUGUCACCAUGCUUCGAAGGGCGCUGCACCUCGGCUUUGCCCCCGGCCUUUUGAGCCGGGGACUGGGCACACGCAGAGGAGGCUCUACUCUGGACUGGGAUGGAAAGGUGUCCGAGAUUAAGAAGAAGCUCCAGUCAGUCCUUCCUGGAGGGACCUGGGAUCCACUGUAUGACACCAGCCACCUGCCCCCCGAACACUCGGAUGUGGUGAUUGUGGGGGGUGGGGUGCUUGGAUUGUCUGUAGCCUAUUGGCUGAAGAGGCUGGAGAAGCAGCGAGGUGCCAUCCGUGUGCUGGUGGUGGAACGGGACCACACGUAUUCCCAGGCCUCCACUGGGCUCUCCGUGGGUGGGAUUCGUCAGCAGUUCUCGUUGCCUGAAAACAUCCAGCUCUCCCUCUUUUCAAUCAACUUUCUACGGAACAUCAAUGAGUACCUGGCUGUAGUUGAUGACCCUCCCCUGGACCUCCAGUUCAACCCUUCAGGCUACCUUUUGCUGGCUUCAGAACAGGAUGCCGGGAUCAUGGAGCGCAACGUGAAAGUGCAGAGGCAGGAAGGAGCCAAGGUUUGUCUGAUGUCUCCUGAGCAGCUUCAGAACAAGUUUCCCUGGAUCAACACAGAGGGCGUGGCUUUGGCAUCCUAUGGGUUAGAGGGUGAGGGUUGGUUUGACCCAUGGUGUCUGCUCCAGGGGCUUCGACGAAAGGUCCAGUCCAUGGGAGUCACUUUCUGCCAUGGAGAGGUGACACGUUUCAUCUCUUCAUCUGACUGUAUGCAGACCAUAAGUGGGGAAGAGGUGACUUUGAAAAGAAUCCAUGAAGUCCAUGUGAAGAUGGACCACAGCCUGGAGUACCAGCCUGUGGAGUGUGCCAUAGUGAUCAAUGCAGCAGGGGCCUGGUCUGGGCAAGUUGCAGAGCUGGCUGGUAUUGGGAAGGGGCAGCCUGGCACCCUGCAGGGCACCAAGCUACCUGUGGAGCCAAGGAAAAGGUACGUGUACUUAUGGCACUGCCCCCAGGGACCAGGCCUGGAGGCUCCACUGGUUGCAGAUACCACUGGAGCCUAUUUCCGCCGGGAAGGACUAGGUAGCAACUACCUGGGUGGCUGCAGCCCCACUGAGGGGGAGGAACCGGACCCAGAUAACCUGGAAGUGGACCAUGCCUUCUUCCAGGACAAGGUGUGGCCCCAUUUGGCCCGGAGGGUACCAGCGUUUGAGACUCUCAAGGUUCGGAGAGCUUGGGCUGGCUACUACGACUACAACACUUUUGACCAGAAUGGCGUGGUGGGCCCCCACCCCCUCGUCGUCAACAUGUACUUUGCUACGGGCUUCAGUGGCCAUGGGCUCCAGCACUCUCCUGCUGUGGGGCGAGCCGUGGCGGAGAUGGUGCUGGAGGGCCACUUCCAGACCAUCAACCUGAGCCCCUUCCUCUUCACCCGCUUUUACUUGGGAGAGAAGGUCCUGGAGCACAAUAUCAUCUGAGCCUGUAAGUUCUGCACUGGGCCCCACUGUCCCACCCGUCACCCACACCUCUAAUUCUGGCCCAUGUUCACAUGCUCCUCAGUGUUCUCCGCUCCUCUUAUCCAGGCCCUGCAGCCCCCAGAUGGCUGGGCAGGGGUGGACUACCAGCUCUGAGGGUCUGUGCCUGAGGCCCAGGCUGACAGAGAAUGAUGGGACAGGACUCCAGGACUGAUCCCUGGCUCAGGCUGAUGCCUCCCGCCAAGGCUGUCCGCCUGGACAGAACACCACAGGGGCUGUGGCCCCGAACUGGCUUGUUCCUAAUACCGCUCAUAAAGAAUGCCUCUGUCCUUCUCAGAGCCCGGGCAGGGAGGGGGUAUUAUGGCACAGCCAGGUCCAGAUUUAGUGAUUUGUCUGUUCCUCCUAUUCAUGUGUAAUAAAUGUGAUUCAUUCCUUCCAGUCUUCUUUCCCUUCCAUUUUUCACCUCAUGGCAGAGGCCUUGGACGCACCUGCUGGCCUCUGCUACCAGGCUGGGAGGAGCAUAGCCUCCUUCCAGGAGCACUCUGAAGUCCUAGGUUUCAGCUAGUACCCCCUCCUCCCAAGCUCUUGCAGGGCUUUGGCUGUAGAAGGGAUGGGUUCGUUGAUCUGUUCAGUAUUUACUCAGGUCCAGCUCUUCACCAGGCCCAGGACUGCAUGCUAGAGAGACACUAGUAGGCAAAGCAUAGCACAGACAGUGUACCCCUUAUGAUCAUUCAACUUACAAUUUUUAGACUUUAUGAUGGUGUGAAAACAUACACAUUCAGUAGAAAACCAUCGUUUUGUCUUCUGCUGUUUUCCUGGGCUAGUGCUGUGCCUACCAUACUCUCAGGAUGCCAGGCGGAGGCGGCGAGCCAGAUCACAACCCAUAUGCUAUCAUGUAGCGUCACCAGCAUUUUUUGGAUAUUGUGUUUUGUGUCUCCCCAUUCCAUCUUGUCUGUAUUUCAUUGUCAAUGCAACAUUAAAUAAAUUAUGUGAGAUAUUCAGCACUUUAUUCUAAAAUGAGGAUUUUGCCCUCCUGUGGGCUAAGGUAGGCUAGGCUCAGCUAUGUUCAGUAUGUUAGCUACAUUA